Molecule: messenger RNA, 2869 nt
Organism: Trichoderma virens Gv29-8
Lineage: Eukaryota; Fungi; Ascomycota; Sordariomycetes; Hypocreales; Hypocreaceae
Product: glycoside hydrolase family 2 protein
Exons: 4
Coding region: 1-2814 (937 amino acids)
Biological process (GO): glycoprotein catabolic process; carbohydrate metabolic process
Molecular function (GO): beta-mannosidase activity
Source: RefSeq, a predicted model, not a curated record
AUGAGGUCUCUCCUUGCCGCGCUUGGCAUCUUUUCCAGCGCGGUGGUUGCGACUACCGAAACCACUGGCAAAGCGUCCAUUCGCGAUCUUGGCCUACAGAAAUGGACUGUGACGAAUGAAUACGGUAAUAUCACCGUGCCGGGCAAGUUUCCUUCACAGGCUCAUUUAGAUCUCCAUGCGGCUGGUGUGAUUGGUGAAUACAAUGGCCUAAAUGAUUUUGAUCUACGGUGGAUUGCAGCUCAGAACUGGACGUAUUCUAGCAAGCCUAUUAGCGGAUUUAAACAGUCGAACACGGCCACGUGGCUAGUGUUUGACGGUCUGGAUACAUAUGCAACUGUCAAAUUCUGUGACCACAUUGUUGGAACGCCAGAUAACCAGUUCAGGCAAUGGUUCUACGAUGUCUCUUCUGCUCUUGCUAGCUGCAAGAGCGAUCCUGUUCUCAGCAUCAACUUUGGAAGCGUGCCUCGCAUUAUCAAUGCCAUCAACGCAAGCGAUGAAGUCCAGCAUUGGCCAGCUUCGGUGGUUUAUCCAUUCGAGUAUCCAAACCGUCAAUGGGUCCGCAAGGAACAAAAUGACUUUGGUUGGGAUUGGGGCCCAGCCUUCUCUCCAGUAGGACCUUGGCAACCUGGACGUAUUGUCCAGCUUAGCAAAGGCGGCGAGUUGUACUCUCUCAACACCGACAUUGACAUCUUUCGCAAGGGUCAGUUUAACAAUUUUGCUCCCGACCAGACUGCUCCAUGGGUAGUAAACGCGAGCCUUGAUUUUUUGGGAACUCUGCCAAAGCACGCUUCCAUGUCGGUGGUUAUUACCGAUGCCAAUGACAGCCGCUCAGUAUUGUACUCCGGCAAACUGGAGGGAGUGACACAGUCUGACAUGACAGUCUCUGGCUCUGUGACAAUAGAUGCCAAUAAGCCCAAGUUGUGGUGGCCUCGGGACAUGGGUAACCAGCAGCUAUACAACAUAACAGUCUCUGUGAGCAGCGCAGGGUCCAAGACACCGAUUCUUGUGUCCCAGCGGCGCGUUGGCUUCCGCACUAUCUUGUUUAGCUCGGGAAAUAUUACAGAUGCACAAAUUGCCAGUGGCAUCACUCCUGGAAACAACUGGCAUUUUGAGAUCAACGGCCACGAGUUUUACGCCAAGGGUGCCAAUUUGAUCCCUCCCGAUGCCUUUUGGCCACGAGUCACCUCGGAUAGAAUGAACCGUCUAUUCGACUCAGUUGAGUCGCAGAAUUUCAACAUGUUGCGCGUAUGGUCCUCAGGUACAUACCUGCCAGAUUGGAUCUACGAUAUUGCUGAUGAACGCGGCGUAUUACUCUGGAGCGAGUUCCAAUUUAGCGAUACCUUGUAUCCUGACAGCCCGGAUUUCAAGGAAAAUGUUGUUGGCGAGAUCACCUAUAAUGUCCGUCGGUUAAAUCACCAUGCCUCUUUGGCAUGCUGGAUGGGCGGUAAUGAGUUUGAGAACUUGAUGUUGCCGAUAGCUCAGGGCGCCGAUCCAGAAACUUACCCAUAUGUCCUCGGACAGUAUGAAAAUCUCUUCAUUACUACGCUAUUCAAUGUCUUGGCUGCCAAUAGUCAUUCCAUAUCGUACAGCCCUUGCAGUGCAAACAAUGGUUGGCUAGAGAUUGAUCUUGAUCUUCCCGUACCUAUUGUUGAGCGGUACUACAAUACUACCAGCGGGCACAUCUACGGCGACACUGACUUUUACAACUACGACACCUCUGUUUCCUUUGAUACCUCCGCAUAUCCUGUUGGUCGCUUCGCCAACGAAUUUGGCUUUAUCAGCAUGCCCAGCAUUCAGACAUGGCAGCAAGCCGUUGAUCCUGAAGACCUCUCCUUCAACUCGACAACGGUCAUUCUAAGAAAUCAUCACUACCCGGCCGGCGGACUGACCAGGAAUAUUCACAAUAGCACUUUGGGCCAAGUUGAAAUGACGCUGGCUGUUGAGCGGUACUAUCCUACACCCGACAAGACCGAUCCAGUGGCCAAUUUUAGCUCAUGGUGCCAUGCUACUCAACUGUUCCAGGCAGACAUGUAUAAAUCCGAGAUUCAGUUCUACAGGCGUGGCAGCGGCUUGCCAGAGAGACAACUUGGCUCUCUCUAUUGGCAGCUCAACGACAUCUGGCAAGCCCCAACCUGGGCAGGCCUUGAGUACGACGGACGGUGGAAGGUGUUACCAUAUGUCUCUCGCAGGACUUAUGAGCAUGUUAUUGCAUCGGCUUUCUGGAACUACACUGCUAAUGAGUUGGAGAUCUGGGUAACUUCUGAUCUCUGGGAGUCUGUUUCUGGUCAAGUCUCGUUGACUUGGGUUGAUUUGAAGGGCAACCCGAUUGCAAACAACGCGGGCAUGCCGAAAUCGUCGACAUUCCAUGUAGGUGCCAUCAACACAACACAGAUCAUCUCAACCAACGUAAAGUCAGAUCUCAAGAUUCCAGAUACUAGUGAUGCUGUCUUGAUUAUCGAACUUACAGCUCACGGCAAGCUCCCCAAUGCAGCCAGCGGGAAGACAACUGCCUUUACUCAUCACAAUCACUUCCUCCCCGUGUGGCCCAAUCAAGCCAAGGUGUCAGAUCCCAAGCUAAAGUUAUCGUAUAACAAAUCUACAAAGAAAUUCACGGUGGAAGCUACGGCUGGCGUAUCUCUGUAUACCUGGCUGACGCACCCAGCUGGUGUUCUGGGCUUUUUUGACGACAAUGCAUUUGUUUUGAGACCAGGCGAGAAGAAGGAGGUUGGAUUUACACUUCAGCAAGACACCACUGGUGGGAAGUGGACUGAGCAGGUUACGGUGGAGAGCUUAUGGGACUUGACCACACCAUAGUCUUAACAGUCGGCAUAAAGUACAGGAUUAGCAGAAUAGAUGGCUAUCAUUACGU